Leishmania major strain Friedlin is the source of this 1077-nucleotide messenger RNA. RefSeq names its product mitogen activated protein kinase homologue (gene LMPK). Lineage: Eukaryota; Euglenozoa; Kinetoplastea; Trypanosomatida; Trypanosomatidae. Gene Ontology annotation, biological process: intracellular signal transduction; protein phosphorylation. Bases 1 to 1077 code for a protein of 358 amino acids. The transcript has a single exon. Gene Ontology annotation, cellular component: cytoplasm; nucleus. Gene Ontology annotation, molecular function: ATP binding; MAP kinase activity. The record is from RefSeq and is a predicted model, not a curated record.
AUGACCUCCUAUGGCAUCGACGGUGAGGUUGAGCAACGCUACCGCAUUCUCCGCCACAUCGGCAGCGGCGCCUACGGAAUCGUCUGGUGUGCCCUCGACCGCCGCACGGGCAAGUGCGUUGCCCUCAAAAAGGUCUACGAUGCCUUUGGCAACGUUCAAGAUGCGCAGCGCACCUAUCGGGAAGUGAUGCUUUUGCAGCGACUGCGGCACAACCCCUUCAUCGUCGGCAUCCUCGACGUGAUUCGUGCGGCCAACGACAUUGACCUGUACCUCGUUUUUGAGUUGAUAGAGGCCGAUCUCACAGCCAUUAUCCGUAAAAACCUUCUGCAGCGCGAUCACAAGCGCUUCCUCACCUAUCAGUUACUUCGCACAGUGGCGCAGCUUCACGCACAGAACAUCAUUCACCGGGAUUUGAAGCCGGCCAACGUAUUUGUGAGCAGCGACUGCUCGAUCAAGCUAGGGGACUUUGGUCUGGCUCGCACGUUUCGCAGCGGCUUCGACAACGAGCAGGAGUUUCUCGACCUGACCGACUACAUCGCAACUCGGUGGUACCGGUCGCCGGAGAUUUUGGUCAAGUCGCGCGCGUACUCCACAGCGAUGGACAUGUGGGCCGUCGGGUGUGUGAUUGGGGAGAUGCUGCUGGGCCACCCACUCUUCGAGGGCCGCAACACGCUGGAUCAACUCCGCCUGAUCGUCGAGGCUAUCGGCGUGCCGAGCGACGCAGACGUGCGCAGCCUUCACUCGCCCGAGCUCGAGACUCUCAUUAACUCCCUUCCGACCCCGCUGAUCUUCUCUCCACUUGUGGGGAACAAGAGCCUGAAGGAUAGCGAGGCGACAGACUUAAUGAUGAAGCUCAUCGUUUUCAAUCCAAAGAGACGGCUUUCCGCGGUGGAGGCGCUGCAGCACCCCUACGUCGCCCCGUUUCUGCAGCCUGGUGAGCUGGAGAAGAUCCAAGGCCUCCACCCACUCGUGCUGCCCCUCGUGGAUGAGAAGAUCUACACCAAGGAAGAGUACAAGGCGAAUCUGUACGACGAGAUCGGCAUGCGCUACCGCCAUCACAUAACAGACGUUUAUUAG